CUCGCGGGAGCGCAUCCGCGAGGUCUCGCGAGGACUGCUCUGUCAGUUGCAGCAGAAGCUGCGGAGCGCGGGUCUUCGCUGUGGUAACGGACUGGGCGUUUCCGUUGUCGGCAUCUUGCGGCAGUAAUUAGGAGCCAUAUAUCGAAGACAAUGUCUGGAAGCUUCUACUUCGUAAUUGUUGGCCACCAUGAUAAUCCAGUUUUUGAAAUGGAGUUUUUGCCAGCUGGGAAAGCAGAAUCCAAAUUUGCAAUGAAUCCAUUUUAUGAACCCAAUUCUCCUAUUCGAUCGAGCGCAUUUGACAGAAAAGUUCAAUUUCUUGGGAAGAAACACCUUUUAAGCUGAAUGCAGAAAAAUUCUGACAUAAACAAUGUUACAACAAUGGGGUAUACUCAGUAAUGUGUACAUUGUAAGUAACUUGAUUAAAUAGCCUGGAAAACUUUUACUUAUAAUCUCAAUUUAUCUAAACCUAAUGAAAUUCCUUUAUAUUUAAAAAUACUACAUUCUGUUUCAUGUCACUUAUCAAUAGAUUAAUAUUUGCUUGUAACAGUGUUAUUGAUAAGGAGCUCCUUAUCAGUAAUCCUGAAACAUUUUUAAAAAUUGAGAAUGUUUUGACUGUCCUAAUUCAGACAGCUUGUUCUUGAUAUAACAGUCCAGAAACAAAUGUCACAGUCAAGAUUGGAUAGAUUUAAAACUAAAAAGAUUCUGCAGUAAGGAAUGAAAUCGAUAGCACAUACCUUGAUUUAUUCAUCCAUUUAGAGUCCUGGAUCCAUGUUUGUAAAAUGGGAGGCUGGGACCAGUUAUAGGCCACAGUGAGUGAACUGUGUUGUUUCUGUCACCCUGUUGUUGUAUUUCCUUUCCCCAAGACAGUAAACUAAAGAUUAAUUGAACCCGUUGGUAUCUGUGCUUGUAAAAAGUUGUAAGGCAAUUUUAUAAUUGCUAUCAAAGAAAAGCUUGGAGCACAUUAACAUUUGCACUCUUAGCCUUUUAGGCUGUACGCCAGAGUGGGCUGGGAGUAGUCUCUUUAGUACUAUGGUAAAUGUGUGACCUUCUAGUAAAAUAGGAAAUGUGCAUUGAAAAACAAGUAAUCAGAUUUUUUCUUAGUUAAUUGUGACAACUUGAUGAAUUUUGUUCCAUUCUGAAUUUGGGCAAGUAAUUCUAAGCUUGGUCUUGUAUUACUUGUGUGAAGUUGCUACCAUCAGUUUUUACUCUAUUUAUUUGA
This is a messenger RNA of Propithecus coquereli (Coquerel's sifaka), 1219 nucleotides long. It is a transcript of the gene TRAPPC2, whose product is annotated as trafficking protein particle complex 2. NCBI's taxonomy places the organism in Eukaryota, Metazoa, Chordata, Mammalia, Primates, Indriidae. The record is from RefSeq and is a predicted model, not a curated record. Gene Ontology annotation, biological process: endoplasmic reticulum to Golgi vesicle-mediated transport. The transcript has 3 exons. The coding region runs from base 151 to 342 and encodes 63 amino acids.